This is a messenger RNA of Oncorhynchus tshawytscha (Chinook salmon), 2619 nucleotides long. RefSeq names its product protein-serine O-palmitoleoyltransferase porcupine. Gene Ontology annotation, molecular function: Wnt-protein binding; palmitoleoyltransferase activity. Gene Ontology annotation, biological process: canonical Wnt signaling pathway; protein palmitoylation; lipid modification. Lineage: Eukaryota; Metazoa; Chordata; Actinopteri; Salmoniformes; Salmonidae. The transcript has 15 exons. The record is from RefSeq and is a predicted model, not a curated record. Bases 244 to 1638 code for a protein of 464 amino acids. Gene Ontology annotation, cellular component: endoplasmic reticulum; membrane.
UUAUCUGAUCAUGGUCGAUGAUUGGUGAGAAAGCAUGGUCAGCGAAUUUCAUUAAUAGCGGAUAGCUAUCGUUAUCAAGUGAGCACAAUAAUGGAAGACUGUACUGCUACAACCUUUGCAAACCGCAGCUGACGUCAGUGUGAAGACCACUGCACUGCGAUUAGGACGGAUUUGUAUGGCGCCAGCCUGCUAGCUAGCUAUUUCAUGCACGAAGAGUGAACCUUCCAAGGUUCUGUGAAUAGCAUGAUGGGGUCCUUCAGCCGACAGGAGUUCUUCCAUGAGCUUGUGGAGGGCUGUCUUCUGCCCACCGCUCAGCAGGGCCUGGAGCAGGUCUGGCAGCUUCUGGUCAUCUGCCUUCUAUGCCGACUUCUCUGGAUUCUGGGCCUCCCAUCCUAUGUGAAACACCUGAGCACUGUGGCAGGAGGGUUCUACACCCUGUACCUGUUCUUUGAGCUCCACAUGGUGUGGGUGGUACUGCUCAGUCUACUGUGCUACCUCAUCCUCUUCCUCUGUCGACACUCCAGUAACCGGGCCACCUUCCUCUCCAUCACCAUCCUCAUCUACCUGCUCAUGGGAGAGCUACAUAUGAUGGACACCACCACCUGGCACAAAAUGAGAGGUUCCCAGAUGGUGGUUGCCAUGAAGGCCAUUUCUCUAGCCUUUGACCUGGAUCGGGGCGUGGUGGCUAAUGUGCCUUCUCCUGUGGAGUUCAUGGGCUAUAUCUACUUUGUUGGGACUAUCAUAUUUGGGCCCUGGAUCAGCUUUAACAGCUACAGAGAGGCUAUAGAGGGCCGCAAACUGAGUUUCUCCUGGAUAUGGAAAGUGUGUGUCAGCUGGGUGAAGAGCCAGCUGUGUCUGAUCACCUCUAACUGUGUUGCUCCCUACCUCUUCCCUUACUUCAUCCCCAUCUACGGAGACAAGCUGCUACGCAACAAAACAAAACGGAAGAUCAGAGCUUCUGUGGCAAGGUGGCUCCUGGCCUAUGAGAAUGCACUCUCAUUCCACUUCAGCAACUACUUUGUGGGUUACCUGAGUGAGACCACCACCACUCUGGCUGGAGCAGGCUUCACUGAGGAGAAAGACAACCUCAAAUGGGAUAUGACGAUUGCCAGGCCCUUGCAUGUGGAGUUUCCCAGGUCUAUGGUGGAGGUGGCCACCUCGUGGAAUCUGCCCAUGUCCAAAUGGCUCAACACCUAUGUUUUUACCAGUGCUCGCAACCUUGGAACCUUUUCAGCCAUCCUAGUGACAUACACAGCCAGUGCACUUCUACAUGGUCUCAGCUUCCACCUGGGUGCAGUGCUACUGUCUCUUGGGUUCAUCACGUAUAUUGAGCAUGUUUUGCGGAAGAGAUUGGCAGCCAUUUUUAAUGCGUGUAUUCUGUCAAAGAAAUGCCAGCCAAACUGCUCUCACAAGAACAAUAAGGUCCUGUGGGUGUACAUCAUUAACGUAGCCUUCAGCACCCUGGCUGUCUUCCACCUGGCAUACCUGGGCUCUCUGUUCAACUCCAGUGUUGACUACAUGGAUGAUGAUGAAGAGAGUGACGUGGCCAACCACACCAUUCAGAAGUGGUCGGAGCUGAGCUGGGCCAGCCACUGGGUGACGUUUGGCUGCUGGGUGCUCUACCGCAUCAUCCUCUAAAUGUGUGUCUGUAAGAGAGAGCGAGCUGGGGAUAGAGACUUGGAGAGAAAUGAACCACCCCUUUGUACAGUAUAUAAACUAUUUUACUCUAGACCAACAUGCAGUGCUCAGGACACCGCCUAAGAGAUUGGGCUAUCUACUUACUGUAACCUGCUGGUGACAAACUAUUUUUGAUACUCUUAAAAUAAUGCCCCACACUUCCUUAAUCGCUUAAUUUUGUUUUUAAUCACAUCAUUUUGUUUGAGCUUCUGCAUUCGUCCCUUGUGGAAAGACUGAUCAGGAUCUGCUAUCUGACAUCUCACUGUGAUUCUCAAUCAAUACCCAUCCUGUCAGCAUGGCAGUGGUCAUUCAUUCACCCUUUUAUGGACUGCUAAGAACUAGUUUUCAGAAGUGAUUCCAGAAUAUGCCAUUUAAGUAUUGUUUUCCUGUUUCUCUAUAUUAGAAUGCUAUAUAUUUUUCUAUUACAACCUAAUUUAGUUAUUACAUCUUUAGAGUAUGUAAAUAAAACCCAGGUUGGAGAUUAAGAAAGUUUCUGUUUGUAUGACAGCACAAAACAGAAUUAUUAGGCAGCAACUUUCCUUUUGUGGAAUUUAGUAGAAAUAUACGUUUUUUAAUUUUAUUUAUGGAAAUAAUCAUGUCAAUUGGUGCCAAAUUUUAGCCCGUUUUUCCAUUGUCCUGUUAAUAACUAUGUAACUGAUAUUUGACAAAUUAUUGUAGUUCAGUCAAGAAAGAAUACUAAAGUCUUUACUUGGUCAGUCAGAGUUCUUCAUGUUGCUGUAAAGCGGAUUAUGAAAAUACAUAACUUCCUGUUUUCGAUGCAAAAUGAAGAUGACGUUUGAAGUUGCAUCAGUAACUAAAGGCUUUGGUCAUUUUCUAUAUCCUGGUCUUUUAAAAAAAACAUGCUUUUAAGGAAAUGUAUUAUUUCUAAUGGAAUGCAUACUGCUCCUGAACAUACUGCACAUAAACUGAAUCGUACUGCUG